Paraglomus brasilianum is the source of this 471-nucleotide messenger RNA. Lineage: Eukaryota; Fungi; Glomeromycota; Glomeromycetes; Paraglomerales; Paraglomeraceae. The record is from the annotation of a GenBank genome assembly.
AUGAAUCACCCGUUUGAAAAGCGCGAACAAAAUUUUGCACAUUACGCUCCAUACACAGCGGCAGUGGAAAAAGAGUUUUUUGAAACUGUCCGCAGAGAAGUUGACAAGGCCGAGAAAUUUUACGUGGAUAUAUUGGACAUUUUAAAGACUGACUUUCAGGAUUUGGUCUUGCAGAGCUAUAGAUUGCUAGCAAUUAAAAAGAUUUUCAAGAAACAUGACAAGAUUGUCGGAGCCGUUGCAGUGAACCAAGAGAUGGAAGCGUUAAAGUACGACGUUAUAGACACGAUCACAAACAAAAAGGCAUUUUGGGUUAAAGGGGAGAAGAACGUUGGAGAAUUAUUGAAUGAGGCUGAGGGGGACAAGGAUCGUAGAGAAGAUUUGGAGCAUCUGCAGUACAUAUCGUGUCAGAGAGGCUUCAUUAAGAGUGAUUAUCUGAUAGUGUUACCAUCAUACGCUGUGGACAUUUGCUGA